Molecule: messenger RNA, 1889 nt
Organism: Linum tenue
Lineage: Eukaryota; Viridiplantae; Streptophyta; Magnoliopsida; Malpighiales; Linaceae
Source: the annotation of a GenBank genome assembly
ACAAAACCAACAAGAGCAAUGAAGACUGAAUAGAAUGGUGUUGGACUGUUGGCAGUGGUGGGAAAAUGGGGAUGGAGUUGAGAACCUAGAGAGAGAAGCAAACAUGCAUACAGAGAAAAGAGAGAGAAAGGAAGGAGCUAUUCGUUUCAUUUGCCCUAUACCCAUUAGAGAUUGAGAAACACAGACUGAGAAAGUGAGCUUCUUUCCUCUAAUCUUACAGAGCAGAAGAACGAGAAAGAGAAAGCAUAGCAAGGAAAGAUAUUUCUCUCUUCCGUGGGCAAGAUGACGAUGAAGGAGAGAAGAAAGGGAGCUCAAUAAAGAAAGGGUAUCACCAGCUGUAACCGCUGCUUCCUUCUUUCUUCUUGGGUGGAGCUUUCAAUGGCGGGUUCUUUCAUUUUAUUAUUAGCUGUUGCUGUUUGUGAGCUAUCGCCAACCAAUUUCUCAUAAUUCCCGACAAGUUUGUGAUAUCUGGGUUCUGCAUGCAAGGUAUUUGAUGGAAUGGGUCAAUGGAAGGUUUUAGUCACAGGGCGACGAAACCCAGAGUUAACUUUUACAAAUCGUCUUCUUUCUAAUUGGGAACUCUGACUUGCUGGAUAUAGUGAUUUACGCAAAAGGGAUUCUGAGCUCCUAAUUAACCUCCAUAGUUCAGCUGAAUUGGAGUUUUUGAACAUGGGAGUUCAGCAACACCAUUUCUAUGGCACCAAGCCACUGACUUUUCAAUUUCAAGACCAUGAUUCAUGCUCAAGUCAGUCCACUGGGCAAUCAUACCCUGAAGUUGGAAACAUGGGAAAAGCAACUGAUGAAGCUUGUGGGAAGCCAGUGGGUGGUGGUCAAACUACUAAACUAUAUUCAAAUAUGGGGCCUCAGGAGUUCAUUUACCCUGCUUCUCAAGCUGACUGUGGCCAGUCUGUUGCACGUACUCCAGUCGCUUAUGCUGAACCAUAUUAUGGGGGCAUCCUAGCUGCUUAUUCACCAACGAUCCAUCACUCGCAAGUAUUUGGAACGGGGCCAACUCGAAUGCCCCUUCCUCUCGAUCUGACUGAAGACGAACCCAUUUUCGUUAAUGCCAAACAGUACAAUGCGAUCCUCAGGAGGAGGCGCUAUCGUGCCAAGCUCGAAGCUCAGAACCGGCUCGCCAAAAAUCGCAAGCCGUAUCUGCACGAGUCGAGGCAUCUUCAUGCAAUGAGGAGAGCUAGGGGCACUGGCGGGCGUUUCCUCAACAAGAAAACACCAGAUGAAGAUUCUUCAAGGCACGAGCUCACAGGAUACCGUCAGCUUCAAUCAUGUGGUAACUACUCGGAGUCCUCCGAAGUUCAUCAGCUGGAGAAACGUCGAGAUGGUUGUGCCUCGACCACCUCUUGCUCAGAUGUCACCUCCAACAACGACGAUGAUGUGGCAUUCCACCAGCAAGAGUUCAGGUUCUCCGGAUACCUGGUGUCGUCGUCUCACGUUAAUGGGACUAUUCAAGGGCAUCACGUCCACUGAGAGAGAGAGAGUGUGUGUGAUCAUCUCCUCUCCUCUCUCCCUUCUUGGGGCUCAUUGCCCUCUGGGAAGUCAUCCUUGGCUCAGUUUGUUUCUGCGUAAUUCGAAUUCGUUUUGCUUGCUUGUCGAAGAAGUUAUUGAUAUGCUUUAAAUGCCUUAAAUCUUCAGAACUUGAUGGGCAUCGUGCUUUGAGUUUUGCUUUUGUGCCAAAAACGCUUAUAUGGAUUGAGUAAUUGAUUGUGAACUGAAUCCAACUUUGUUUUGGGUGUUUCUUCUUGUGAUCUCCUUCGUCCCUUACCGGAAUAUGUGGCCGGCGGGAAGUUGUUCAUCGCACUUCUCGAUAUUUUGCUGGAUUAUGUAUGCGGUUAAACGUAAAAUGUAGAAAAUAAUCAAAUUCAAUUAAGAAU